Messenger RNA from Bursaphelenchus okinawaensis, 5017 nucleotides. The record is from the annotation of a GenBank genome assembly. NCBI's taxonomy places the organism in Eukaryota, Metazoa, Nematoda, Chromadorea, Rhabditida, Aphelenchoididae.
AUGUCUCCAAGUACCGAGACUUUGGACUUUUUACUAGAUUGGGUGAGUAAUAUUGAGUUUUUUGCUUUGAUUUUUAGGGUUUUGGAGAUUUUACGAAUGUUCACGCGUACGAAAGUCUUUCUUUGUUUUGAACGACAAUUAGAAAGAGUGAAAAACGAGAUAGCUGAGCAAAGCGAUUUUUUGAGCGAAAUUAUAACAAUAUAAAUUGGAUUUUAUAAAAAAUAUUGGUUUGACUUAAUUACUGAUGCAAAGUGACACUAUUUUACAAAACCAUAAUGAGCAUGAGAAUAACAACGUAUUUUCAAAGCAAUUUUACAUAAUAUUGGAUUUUAGGCAACAAAAUCACAUCCGGGAUCAGAAGUUUUUACAAGAGACAACGUGGUCGAUGGAAGGUUAAUAUCAGAGCUUCUUUAUUCACUGUAAGUUUGUAAAUAAAGUUUCUUACUCUCUUUAGAUGUGAAUCACAUUUUACGGACAGAUUUGUCACUGACGUGCAGGAUAUAAACGAUCAGACGUUGGAAUCGCAGGUGAAAAGGAUAACAUUAGUGAGGACGAAGAUUGAAGAGUUUUACGAAAACAAAUGUAAAAUCAAUUUGACUGAGGAUUCGACGUUUCUUCCUGAACCUACUGAUUUAGGUAUGUUUUAAGAAUUUGUUUUUUAACCAUAAUAAUUUAAUUUUAAAAAACAAAGUUGAGGUCUUAAGGAUUUGGGUAGGGUAUAUGAUUUAGAUAUCAUUAAAAAUGUCAGUCGAUAUACUAUUUUUAUUUAUAAUACGUAUUUUAGUCGCAAAAGAAGAAGAUGCAGUGUUAAAGUUCCUUUUUGUGGUAUCGACGAUCCCAACAGUUCUUAAUCAUAUCAGUAAGUCAGAUAUUUUAUUAUUUAACAUGUUAUCUUUGUGUUUGACGAUGGUUUUUAUGGUUAAACUUUGACGUUGAUGUUUAGCUGCUCGAAAAAUGCAGGAGAUGCUUCGACAUUCGCCUCAAGAAGUCCAAGACAGCAUAAAGGCGAUGGAACUACAGUUUAUCGAGAUUAUUCAAGGGCAAAGUACAACUGAUUUUAAUGUGGGUUUUAAAAUUUCAAAGUUUGAUUUUUUACAUUUUUAAAACAAAGUGAUUCAAUCAUCUUUUACAAUACCGUUUAGUUUUAUAAAUUUUAAUUAUCAAUACAUAUUUAAAAAUUUUUAGGCCAAACUCCAAGCCGAACUUCAAAAGUCAAAGGAAUUACGAGGGAAGUUAAGUGAAGCAACGAAUCAAGUAAGUCUAUAGGAAGAAAUAACUUUUUCAGUAAGAUUAACUACUAUUUUUAAUAAGAAUAAGAAGCUGUAACGUGAAAUGCAUAUGAAACAAAAAAUUUUAAUGAAGGAUGACGUUUCCCGUCGGUUUAUUUUGUGAAUCGAACGAGUGGGAGCGGUAAAAGCGGGAGUUCCAAAAGGGGAAAGAUUAGGUUUUGGGGGCGAGGAAUACAAAUUAAACGUUUAUGGAUAUUUUGGGGUUUGAUGAGUAUGUUAUGGAUGUGUUGGGUUCUAUGAAUAGAAGUGAGAAUGAGGUUAAAAAUGAGGUUUACUGGUUUUUGGCGCUUUAGUAAAGAGUAUUGGCAUAUUACAGGUUUUAAGUAAACGUUAUUUUGUAUUUUUUUGUUUUGAAUAACAUAUAAAAGGACUAGUUGUUCGUAAAGUCCUAUAAUAAUAUUGUUUUAGAACGCGAUUUUGAGUGACCGACUUUUAAAAGUGGAAUUCGAACUGAGCCACGCUAAAGAUGAACUGAAGAAGUACGCUGAAGACUCGGUCAGCAAAACCGAAUUGGAAUUGAAGAUGGACGACGCAAAAGCAUUGGAAGAUCGCCUCAGGCAGUCGGAUGAAUUGUCAAGAAAACUGGAGGGAGACGUUUCCGAAUUGGCACUGAAAUGUGAACGAUUGGAUGCUGAAAACAACAAACUUGUAAGUUUUUAUGUUUUUUUUUGGUUUUUAGAGUGAAGUUUGUAUUGCUGGAACUUUUAAAUUUCAAAAAAUGACAAAAAUGUAAAAGUUUAUGCUAUGAUACAUGAAUGAAGAUUGAUUUUUGAAGGUUUACAAAGCUUAUUAUUUUAGAAGAACCGAGUACGAGAAGCAGAAGAAGACCUCCAAGACCUAAAGACAGAGAAAGUGAGUAUAGAUCACAAACUAUCAUUGGCCGAAAGCAGAGCUUCAGACUUUGAAAAGAAGAUGAAUAUGCUAAAAGAGUACCAAAAGGCAGGCCCAGGGCAGUCCGAGUUCAACGCUUUGAAAGAACGAUAUCAGAAGAUUUUGAAAAUGAAUUCAGAAUUAGAGGAAAAGUGUUCGGCGAUGGAAACUUACAAAAGACAAAUGGAUAAUAUGCAAGCCAAUGUUCUGAUGCUGCGAUCUGAGAAGCAACAGACAGAAGAGAUGUUGUUUAAAGCACAAACAAAAUGCAGAGAUCUAAAGGAUCAGUUGAUGAAGGCUAAGAGUCAGAAUGAGGAGAAGAGUAGCGUAGCAUCGUCAUCACCGACGCUACAUGAAGAUUUGGGAGGGCAUUUUGGGAGUUUUGACGAUGGGAAGUAAGUUUUUGAGCUAAUUGUAUUGACAGUGGUACUUUUGGUACAAAUAUUUUAAUAUUAUAUUAAUUUAUGUAGCAUAAAUUAAAACAUAUUUUUAAUUUAGGUUUCAUCUUAAAAGUUUUUUAUUAAUUUGAUAAAAAAUGUUUGGAUUUUUUGUAAUUUCUUUAUAAUUUAUGGAAUUUUUGAAAUUUUUUAAAAAUAUAUAAAUCUUUUCUUUUAGUUUGGACUUGGUUGAUACCAAACUACGUGUGUCGACCUUAGAGACGGACAAAAAACAAUUAGAACAAGAGUUAGCUGCUUACAAACAAAACUCAUCGUUCGAGAUUCAACGAGCUAAUCAGAGUGCGGCGAAGGCUCGCGAGGAGAAGUUGGAGAUGGAUUUACAAUUGGAAACUAUGAAGACCGAGUUGCAGAAGUGUAAAAGUGAAUUGGCAGCUACUGAUGAUAAACGCAAACGGACUGAUGGUAUGUUGUCAUAUGUUUUUAUUGUGUUUUUGUAGGGUUUUAUAUUUAAAAAUAGUAGAAAAAGAAUCAGAAUUUGAAUAAGAAGAGAGAGUAUUGUUACCUAAAACUAAAAUCUGAUGAUAAAACGGAAUUCAAUUGAUUUUAAAUUUUAGACGAACUUCAAAAGCUAAAAUCUCGAGUCUGCGAUUACGAAGAAACAAUAAAACGCUCGGCUCAAAUCAUCUCAGAGUACGUCGUACUCAAUUCAGAUGACACUUCAAGUGGCCUAGGUGGAAGUGAAGUUCUGGAGCUGAAGGCUGAAGUAAAGCGAUUAGAAGAACAGUUGAAAUCAGUAAGACAACAAGCCGACGCUUACCGACACGUUGCUACAGAAGAACAACGUUUGAUUGCAACAGAAUUCUACGAACAAGCAGCUGAUGUGAUCCAAAGAAAACACUUGGCUCAGGAAGUUAGACAGACCUUGAGCUCGGAAAUGGCGCAUCCAAACACGGAACGACCAAACGAAUACAGUAGUCAUAGGCAUUUAAGUGAUUUACAAAGUGGAACGUCGUCUGCGAGGUUAGUUUUGGGGUUUUUUAGUUUAAUUUUAACUUAUUUGACUUAUAUUUUGAUGACUUCUUCUUAUGGUUGUAUUAAAAUUGUGAAACACAAUAUUAUCAACGAAAAAUUCUAAUUUUAGGUCAACCCCCACAACCUCAGUCUACCUCAACUCAUCGACAAACUCAAUGUCCAGUUCGGUGAACCAGACUCCUCUAACUGCACCAUCUCAGGACUCGGGAAUAUCCUCAAUUUUCAAAACUUUCUUACGAAAACAGCGGGAACCCAAUAGCAGUCGAACCCCAGCGAGGUGACUUUAACUUAUUUUACAUCAACUCAACUCUUACUAAGUAACAGGCGCUUUGGGCCGCGGUUUUUUUUACAUUACUCUUUAGUUUUAACAUUAUUUUGCAAAUUUCCACGGUUUUAUUUGUUCUUUUUGAGAUAUUUUGGUUGAUUUACGGGUAUUCGGGGAUAUUUAGGCAGAUUUGUGUAUAUGAUCUUCAUUUUAAAGUUAUUUUGGGGGUAUUAUUGGCCAAGUAAUAAUCUUGUACAGGUGAUCAAGGCCUUAAUAAUUUUUUUUUUUGGUUUUAGUAAGGCUGUUUGGUACAGUUUUUUGUUUUAUUAAGGGUUUUUUGAUUGUUUAAGUCAUUUUUUUAGCCUAUAGUUUUUUAGUUCUUUAAAAUGAUUUUUGAAAUAUACUUUUUUAAAUUGCUCAGUAAAAGAAGGUGAUAACAAAAUCCAUGGUCUUACACUCGAGAUUGUAAACAGUUCUCUUUAUGAUAUCGUUUAAAGUCAGGUUGUUUUACUCAAUUUUUUCAUUUUUUAGUUUGUUUUGGGUUUUUUUCGCUUAUGUUGGCUUUAACUAUGGUUGGUUUGUUGGUAUUGUAGAUUUUUGAUAAUGUUUUUAGUUUCAAAGCUUAAUUUUUUGAAUUGGGUGUGGUUUCAAAAGGUUUUUUUUAAAUUUAACAAAAAACUAUAAAAAUGGUUUGAGAUUAAGUGCUUUAUGUGAACUGAAUGUUUCAUGUUGUAAAAAAAGCUCUGUCAUAUUUUGAAUUUACAAUACUAACAAACAUAAUCUCGAUGAUGUAUAAUACAAUAAAAACGUCACAAAUCGGUUUGGGCUGUGGUAUUUUUGAAGUUUUAAAGUUUUAUUUUGUUGUUUGCUGCUUAUCUUUUAAGUCAAUUCAUUAAUUCUUUCGCAUUUUGAAUUUUGUAGGGAACAAAUUAAUGGAUUCAUAAAAAUUGUAAAUUUUCUAAAAAAGUUUUAAAAUAAAAAAUUGCGAAAGGAUUAAUGGAUUGCAAUGUAUUGUUAUAGACAAUGUAUUGUUAGAGGACAUAGCUAAAGCUGGAUUUACAGUUCUUUUUAACAGAUGGCCAGACCAGCACAACGCCCAAGUCAUACCUCCAAAGUCGAUGAGAGCCAACGGAAACGUAUUUCCUGACCAAAGGUUGAUCUAA